This is a messenger RNA of Closterium sp. NIES-65, 507 nucleotides long. The record is from the annotation of a GenBank genome assembly. NCBI's taxonomy places the organism in Eukaryota, Viridiplantae, Streptophyta, Zygnematophyceae, Desmidiales, Closteriaceae.
AUGGCUCGUUUCACCUUAGUCGCCGCGUCAGCGCUUUCGGCGCUUCUCUGCAUGGCAAUCUGCGCAGUCGCGCAGCUGCGACCCGGCUGCAUCCAGAAGUACACGUGUCCGCAGCGCACGACGAAGAUGUGCGGCGUGUGGAAGACAUGCAACGUGGUGAGCAACUGGGACGAGGUCGACAGCUACGUCGUCUGCGACAACUGCGCGUACCUGCCCAAGUUCGACGCGCCAGAGGCCACGUGCAACUUCAAGUUUGGCCGCUGCAUGGCGAACACAAUCGACGGCAAGGCCUGCAAGAAGGGCGACAAAUGCGGCAAUCCGGACUUCAAGUGCAUGCCCAUCAACGGCUACUCAGGCGCUGCCAUCCCGCACCGCUGUUGCCGAACCAAGUGCCCUACCGGUCUCUGCGGCACGGGAAACAAAACUCUCAGUUACCGGAACCUUUGCGGCUACACGAUGAACUGCCCCACUGACUGCCCCGUGGAGGCUGCAAAGAAGAGAAAGUAA